UACACAGGCAGCCAGGCCGGCAGGGCCUCUCCCUCUCUCUCUCUCUCUCUCUCUCACGCAUCGUGUACACAACCAUCACUCUCACGAACCAUCCACGACCCGUUUCAGCGUCCAUCCACCACCUCACGACAUGACGAUAGCCAGGCGCCCCCACUUCCCCACCCCAUUCAUCCACUCCGCCACCUCUUCCACCUCCAUCGGCAUCGCACCCCCUCCGCCUUCGAUGUCCAUCAUCGCCAGUGUCUCCCGGUGUGCCACCGAUUCCGCCCGUGUCUCUCCCGCUAGCCCGCGGAGGAGACAGAGGUCUCUGCUGAUCUCUGUGUCAGACAGGCGGGCCAUGGCGGUCUCUAUCCGCUCCUCGCGCAUGGCGUGCAAGCCGGGCGUCGCCCAUGUGAUCGUCUCCUUCUUGUUCUUGUUGUUCUGGCCGUGGCGCUUUUUGACUGUCUUGGCUGCCUUCGCCGCCCUCUCGUUAAUCUGCACACGCACCCCGCCCUCCUGCGUCAUGGAUGGCCACCACAGGACCUCCUCCGGCAGGCGCGGGAAGGCAGGCAUCUUGUCCUUAGAGCUGCCCUUGCUGGCCUCGCUGCGGGUCGCCGCCUGAGUGGCCUCGUUGGUUGCAAAGUUGGUCGAUUUGUGCGGUGCUGGGUUGGGUGUGGGAGAGCGGCCGGAGGUGCUGCGGCCACGCUUGCCGCUGCGUGUUGCCAUGGCGUGUGUCGUGGUUGCUUCGACCGGCUGCUGCUGCUGCUGCUGCUGCGGCUGCUUCUUGGGGUGGGGCUCGGGAAUGGGGGGCGGCGGCGAUGACAGGCCGAGCUGCUUGCGAUUGCUGCGAUUGCGGAAACCAGUUGGAGCCGACAACCGGGGCUGCUCGUCCCUGUUAGAUCGGCAAAGACGGAAUGCCUGAGUGGCUGUGUGCAUCAUUCCAUGUCUUCCUGUGCAGAUACCGACCUGGUGGCGGUGUUGUGGGCCGUGUGAGUGUUUGGCAAGGGCAUGUGAAUGGCAUGCACUGUGCCUUUCCUGAGUCCUUUAGCAAGAGAUCUCUUCUUGUUGCGUCUAAACCGAGAUGACGAAGGCCAGAAAGACACUCAUUCACCCUGACUGGUGCUUGCACAUGCGUGUGUGUCUCGGCCUACCCUUUUUCGAUGGCCUCGGGCGGAGGGGGCGGCGGCGAUGACAGCAGAUGCCGACAGCCAACAGGCGCACCGAUGGCCGACGACGACACACCGGGCUGCUCAUCGCUGCGCGGUGGAAACGAUGGGCAAUGAAUGACAGAAUGCAUCGCUGGCUGUGUGGAUGUAAGCAUCUUUGUGAAAAUGCCCACCUGAUCGUGGUCUUGUGUGGCGCUUCGGUCUUCGGCAGGGUCAUGUUGAUGGCCCGCACCGUGCCGUCCUUGAGUGCCCUGGCCAGAGACGCCUUUCUCUUGCGUCUAGAGAAGAAGGACACCAUGUAUUCCGUGCUGAUUGAUCUGUGUGGGUGUCCACGUUUAUACCCCUGAUCGAACUUCAUGCCGCCAUUGGCCUCCUCAGCCACUGGAAAGGGUGGCUGCUCGCGACAAGCCAGCUCCUUGACCACAUAGUCCCCCGGUCGUUUCUCGCUACCAUGGCCGACGGGUGGGAGCGGAAUCCCAUCCGGUGCGGCGAGGCGGCUCCACUUCUCGGUGUCGUCAUUGUCGCACUUGUGUGCUGGCGAUUUGCUGUCGGGGCUGCGGGGCUGUUUGCGGGGCGAGGCGGGUGGGGGCGUGACGGGCUGGGGAGCCUCAUUGACACCCAGUGACGCACACCUGAAGGCAAACAGACAGACAGCACAGGGACAGACCCAGAGACACAUGGGUGGAAGCAUCUAUCGAUUAUGUAUGUCUUUCUGUGCCCGUGUCUCUUUCCUCCUUACUUGUUCAGAUUCGGUUGCCCGUAUCCCGCAUCCCCACUCACAGCCAUGUCUUUCAGGCCAACCACACCACGCAGACUUUCCCCCUCGCCGGCGAAGGAGGCCUCCAGAGCCAUGAUAGUCUCUGACAGCCCGGCGGCCCUACCGUUGUUCGUCUUCUUGGGCACAACAGGCUCUGCGAUGUUCGACUCAGCAGUACCGCCGAUGGGUCUCUUGGCCAUGGUGCGACCCGGUCGAGUCCUGAACCGGCAGGCAUCAUAUUGAAGUAUGUUAGUGUAUCCGUGUUUUGCCUUGGUCGUCUCUGUGUAUGUGCCUACCUUUGGAUGGUUUGCUCGUCCACCAGCGGCAUGCCCUUCUCCAACUCAAACGGUGGCACCAGCCUGACGUACACCCACAGAUGCAGCAGGGAACGAAAUUCUUUGUCAAGCGUGCCAUACGCUGAUCGAUGUAUCUUGUUUGUAAUGCACGUGUCUCUGUCCCGCUCUCUCCCUGACUCUCUAUUUGUAUAAUCCUUUAUUUCUCUCCUUUUCUCUCUGCAUGUUGCUUACAUGGUCACCCUCGGUCCACCAACUUCCUUGCCCGACACACUCUCGUUGUCCUUGGCCAUCCCCUUCAUCCCCACAUCCGCCCCCUCACCCAGCCCCUUCGCCCCCGUCCUGCCCUUGUGGUUCUUCUUGUCCUUUGCAGUGGCGCCUUGGGCCUCCGUCUUCGCGACGGUGGAGGCGCGCAGGGUCAUCGUGUGCCUCCGCUGCGGCUCAUCGGCAGCCUGAACGAACAAGCGAACGCAACACGAUGGCAGGGAUGCACUUGGGCAUUGCAGACGGCCUUGAGCUUCGCAUGCAUAGCCAUUCCUGACGGCGCUCACCUUGUUGGAGGCCCUGGUGCCCUUCUUGCCCAUCCUCUGCUUCCCGUGCCGACAACCGACAAG
Vitrella brassicaformis is the source of this 2809-nucleotide messenger RNA. NCBI's taxonomy places the organism in Eukaryota, Vitrellaceae. The record is from the annotation of a GenBank genome assembly.